Messenger RNA from Acaulospora morrowiae, 2512 nucleotides. The record is from the annotation of a GenBank genome assembly. Lineage: Eukaryota; Fungi; Glomeromycota; Glomeromycetes; Diversisporales; Acaulosporaceae.
AUGGCGGCAGUAAAACCGAUAGACGCGUCUUCGAUACACAGAAUUUGUUCCGGGCAAGUUAUCUUGGAUUUGGCAACUGCGGUAAAAGAGCUCGUUGAAAAUAGCCUAGACGCACAGGCAAAAACUAUUGAGAUUAGGUUUAGAGAAUAUGGUUUACAUUCAGUUGAAGUAAUUGACGAUGGUAUAGGAAUAAAUCAACUUAAUUAUGAGCAACUUGUUCUUAAAUAUUACACAUCGAAACUCUCGAAAUUUGAGGAUUUGGAUAAAAUAGAAUCCUUUGGAUUUAGAGGGGAAGCCCUUAGUUCUCUUUGCGCUUUAUCUAAAGUUACAGUUACAACAUGUACUCAGGAGGAAGUCCCAACUGGAACUAAGUUAGAAUAUGAUCGCAAUGGACAUCUCGUGAAAAGAACAAAGGUUGCACGUGAGCGAGGCACAACUGUACUGUUACAAAAUUUAUUUGAAUCUUUUCCUGUUCGGUACCGAGAUUUCAAAAAGAACAUUAAGCGCGAAUUCGGUAAAGCCUUGACUUUGCUGCAAGCUUAUGCUAUAAUAUGCAUAAAUACUAAAAUAGGCUGUACAAAUCAACCGAAUAACAGUGCAAAAACAAUAGUAAUUAGUACCAGCUGCAACGACACUAUGCGAGAAAAUAUCGCCAAUUUGUUUGGCGCAAAAAUCGUAACCCAGAUCGUGCCGUUGGACUUCACUGUUGAGUUGAAACCAGAGAGACAAAUGAUUCCAAAAGAUUCGGACAGUCAACUUGAAAGUGAUCACUGCUCCGUUCAUCUCGUUGGUUAUAUAUCGAAACCCAUGAAAGGAUAUGGUCGUGGGAGUGCAGAUAGACAAUAUUAUUUCAUCAACGCUUUGAAUGAAUUGUACAAGAGCUUUAACACAAAUCAAUAUCCGUUCCUUGUUGCUGAUUUCAGACUUGCAAAAUCUACUUAUGAUGUUAACGUCAGCCCGGACAAAAGGACCAUUUUUAUUCAUGACGAAAAUAAGAUCAUUGAAGCCUUGAAAAGCGAGAUGGAACGCGUUUUGGAGCCAUUCAGAUCUACUUUCACUAGUCUUAAUGCAGAAGGAACAAAGUUACCUACAGAAGAAAACUUGUUACAUCAUUUGGAUUUAAAAGAAGUCAAAAAAAAAACACAAGAAAGUAAAGAAAUCAAAACGCGGGAUGACCACGAUGACGAUUUCCUUGAAGGCGGGCACCAAUACAAUAAUACUGAAGGCAGUGUAGUCCAAGUUAAUGAUAGUGAUGAAGGGACUUUAGGAAGAAUUGAAAAAAACGUAGCAUCCCGUGAUGACAGUACCAAUGAAUUAUCUAGGAACAAUUAUUUAAGAAAUUGUCGGGUCACCGAAGUGCUUGAGAAAGAUAAGAAGACACUUGAAUCAACAUCGAGUCAUCAGAUUCAUACUAAAAAGCGAAAAAUUUCUCUUGAAAUUGCCAACGUGCCUGGAAAAUCAAAUUCCAUGCAAAUCGCCGACGAGGAUUUUAGUAAUAAUGAUAGCAUCGACUCAUUGCAAGAUUUUGAAGCAAAUAACAAAAAUUUCGAAGAAUCUCUGGAAGAUUCAGUCAGUGCACAUAGUUAUGACAACGAUCGAACGUUAUCAAAACGCAAAUUCAAACUUACUGGAGACUUAUCACAUGAUCAGAGUGAAGUCGGAUUAGAAGGCGAUGCUAAAAUGUUUAAUUCAAAUGAUAAGCAUCGAAUUGAGCUUGCCUUUGAUAUUAUGAGAUAUGAAUCACCUAAAUUCAAAAACAGGACAACAAUUUGUACGAAAGGGAGAGAUAAUAUAAAGUUUCAAUUACGAGAUUUAGCAGGUAUUACAGUGACAGAUAAUAAGGUUGCUGAAAAUGAAUUGAAUAAGAUUUUGACGAAAGAAGACUUUGAGCAUAUGGAAAUUAUUGGACAAUUUAAUCACGGAUUUAUUAUUACUCGACUAAAGAACAGCGGAGAUUUGUUUAUUAUUGAUCAACAUGCGUCUGAUGAGAAAUACAAUUUCGAAAAACUUCAGCUUCACACCAAGAUCGAAUCUCAACGGCUAAUAAGUCCGCGAAGACUUGAACUUACUGUCGCCGAAGAAUUGGUAGCGAUUGAAAAUAUGAAGGUCUUGCAAGAUAAUGGUUUCGAAUUGGAAAUUGAUCACGACGCAAAACCUUCAAACAAGUUAAAAUUAUUGUCGCAACCAAUAAGCAAAAAUACGGUAUUUGAUGUCAAAGAGGAAUUGAUUCAUCUAUUGACCGAACGACCUGGGGAGAUGGUUCGGUGUUCACACGUGCGAAGUAUGUUUGCCUCUCGGGCCUGCCGUAAAUCCGUGAUGAUCGGAGAUGCGUUAAGUCGUCAACAAAUGGAAAAAAUUGUCAAGCACAUGGGAGAAAUAAAUCAGCCUUGGAACUGCCCACAUGGUCGGCCGACCAUGCGUCAUCUUUUUGAUUUAUCGCAGCUGCCUGCUUUUCAACCUUAUUAUAUGCGUCAGAGGAAUAAUCAGGGCAGUCUUUUUAGAAAUAGACCUG